Molecule: messenger RNA, 2701 nt
Organism: Megalopta genalis
Lineage: Eukaryota; Metazoa; Arthropoda; Insecta; Hymenoptera; Halictidae
Gene: bsh
Product: brain-specific homeobox
Biological process (GO): regulation of DNA-templated transcription
Molecular function (GO): DNA-binding transcription factor activity, RNA polymerase II-specific; DNA binding
Source: RefSeq, a predicted model, not a curated record
AUCGCCUUGAAUAUCGCGCACCGAUACUCCCUGAACGUCGCCGAACCGCGCGCGCGGCCCGUGUCACCCUGCCCGGAACACGCUUUUCUUGCCCCGCGGACUUUCUCGAUCGGCCAGCGUUUCCGGCCCGGCUCGGCUCGGCUCGGCUCGGCUCUCGAUUUAAUUAAACCGUUCGCGAGGAAGUCCCCGUUUAUACAUCCGGAAGAGCAGCCGCUUCUCCGUCACCGCGGACCGACCUCCGGGGUGAACGCGGCCGGAGGGUGCCGACGCGGUGUCCGUUCGCAUUCCUCCGUUGGGAUCCGUUCCAGCGAAAAGUCCGUUUCUCCUUGGUGCGUCCGGUCCCGGUCGGGUACCGCGCGCGCUUCGACGGGCCCUCUUCUUUGUGCUUGGUGGAAUAUUGUGCGGGUUGUACGAAUGUUCGAGGAGACGGCGCGAUGAACGCGCGACUCGUCCGAAGCGACAUAGGGUAUGUGAUUGUUCGGUGUCAAUUAAUUUAGCUCGCCUCUCGCCGUCGAAGGGCAGACGUCGGACUGUGAUCAUCAGGAUACUCCCGGAUCGUUCGACGGUUUGGGUUGGCCAAGUGACAAGUUCGGGGCAGUUUUUGCCCUGCGUCCUUCGCGCGAACGUCCAUCGCUUUCGCGAGCUCCGUUGCUCUUGGAAGCUCCGCCGAUUUCGCGAACGGAGCUCUUCGGUUCAGCGAUUCUCUCGCGGCGUGGCAAAGAGAGAAAGAAAGAGAAAGUGGGAGAGAGAGCAACAUGCAGGGCUCGCGUGACGUAUCGAGUGACCACCGAUCGGGAUAAUCGAAGAAUGUAACGAAUAUCCCGCACCCGACGGCCAUACUGCAACCAGCAUCCCGCGAAGAUGCAGUCGACCUGCCAGCAACAGCAGGCCCAGCCAGGUCAGAACGGCACCUCCGCGAACAGGACGUCGUUCCUGAUCGAGGACAUCCUCAGCCGGGGCACCGUGCCGCCCCAUUCGCAUCAUCAGCUUCACCAUCAACACCUCUCCUCCGGCCACGGGGUCCAGCAGCAUCCGCACUACCAGCAGUUCGCCAGUUUACUGCCAGGCUACCCGUCGGCACCACCCGCGGCCUUCUUCUUGGGCCCGCUUUUCGGCAACACCGCCAUGGGGGUCGGAGUCGUGCCCGGGGUCAGCGAACUCGCGGCCUUGAAGCACUGCCGACGAAGGAAAGCGCGAACGGUGUUCAGCGAUCAACAAUUAGCUGGUUUGGAGGCACGAUUCGAGGUGCAGAGGUACCUGAGCACGCCGGAAAGGGUCGAGCUUGCGGCCGCUCUUCACCUAUCCGAGACCCAAGUGAAAACGUGGUUUCAAAACCGGCGAAUGAAGCACAAGAAACAAUUGAGGAAAUUGAGCACCAGCGCGGGCAGCAACAGCAAUCAGAAUUCCAAUCAGCCGUGUACCGGUCAAUCCGUUUCCGUCACGUCACCCGCCGAGAGGCCGGUGGAUUUCUCCCUGAGCGGCGGCGGCCGGGAAUCGCGGGCGAGCAGCGACGCCCCGGCGGACUCCGACGACGACGAGAUCGACGUCCUCGGCGACGAGACGCCGUCGCCGACGAGAACGGGCAACGUGCACGUCUCGAGACGCGUCGGCUCGCCGACGAGUUUCCAUCAGAUGACGCACCCGCAUCCGGUGAACCUGCCCCAUCAGUCGCAACACGGCCAGACCAUCCAACGCCAGCAGCAUCGCUGAAAUCGCUAUGGUCCUCGUUCGUGGUUCACCAAAACUCUAGAACGUCGCGGGGCCCCGAUCGGGCCCGGUGCGGUUCGAUGGCACAGUGCUUGGACCCCGUUGUGGGGGUGGGGUGGGGGGAUGUUCGAGUGUAACUAGUCCUUGUAGAAGGAGAAGAGCAAGUUGUUCGCGAAUGGAACGGAAGCCGAAGUGAUGUUGGAACGAAGUCGAAAGACUUCGAGGGUCCCGUUGGGUUCCUCGGGGUUCGCUCGAUUGGUCGACGAAGAGAACGAUGACCGAUCGGGGUGGGGGCUCGUUUCGACGACCAGGGAUCGCGUCUGCGAGCGUUCUUCGUGCAAUUCGACUGUCGAAUUCCGAGCGUGAUUUCUUAUCGGGUGGGCCGCGGAACGAUUCUGUGCGGUUGACCGUUCGUUUCGUGGCAAACAGUGAGUUUUAACUUCCGUAAGAAAACGAGUCAAUAAUGGUAAGAAAGGUGAUCGACGUGUAAAUUGUUCGGAGACACGAGAAAAAGUCGCCCCUUACGUUAGCAGACAUUUUUAGCGGACUCUGUGCUGUACGAGUAAAAAAGAUCAAUUCAUGCUGUCCGUUCGGGUAUUGCGACUCAGGCGAACACGAUCCAGUAGUUUAAUCGUCGGUCUACGGUUUUAAUGAUAGCUUCGCUUAACACUUGGCCAACCGAAUGGGGAGAUCUCCCCGUUUUAAAUUCAGUCGAUCGAUGACCGAAUGGAUGAUCACUGAAAAAUUAAAAAUGAUUGCUUAAUUAUAUUAAGAUUUGCAUACAAGUUUGUUUCGUAACUUUUGUUUAAUCGAACGAAAUAUUUUAAUUUUAUGACAACUUUUGAGGUUUCUAGCGCGGUCGUGGAAGUGUUAAAAAGCAUAGAAAACUAUUGCAUUUUCAUUCGAACCAUUUUGUUACGCCUGCUGCAGAUUUAAAGAUGCGAGCCGUUUAUUUUGAAAGUGGCACAAGUCACUUUGUUUUUAAGUCGAUAUA